AUGCAUUUAGAUAUGACUACACUUAUCCCCGAGGGUGAUAUAUCUGAGGCUGAUAUAGAGGGCUCAGACGAAGAAGAUAAUUAUUAUUCUUUGCUGGCAGAUGAUUUGCCGACUUCAUCUUAUAUUACAAAUCAACUAGGCCUUGAUGUGGAGGAUAUAAUAGAAGAUACUUCUAUAAUUAAAAUAAAAGAUAACCCCAUGUGGUCUAAGAAAGACAUAGGAAAUAUGAAUACAGAAUAUAUCCCUAUAUUAGAAAUUCCUGAAGAGGAUUCAACUCCACUAACAUAUUUUCGUAAAUUUUUUGACAAUCAAAUAAUCAGUAAUUUUGUAUCGGAAACAAAUAAUUAUUCAUUCAAAUGUUCCGGUAAAUCUAUAAAUACAGAUAGUGAUGAAAUUGAAAAAUUUAUUGGGUUACAUUUAUAUACUAGUAUAGUUAAGAUGCCUUCUAUACGACAAUAUUGGUCUGUUGAAACAUCUAUUCCACAAAUAGCGGAAACUAUGUCCCGCAACCGUUUCCUUUUGAUCCGGGAAUUUUUCCAUGUCAAUAAUAACAAGGAUAUGGUAGCUAGGGAAGACAAAGGAUACAACAAAUUCAAAAUUCAACCCUUCAUAUUCCAAUUAAAACAAAAUUUCAAAAAAAUUAAACUUGAAGAGAAGCUAGCCAUCGAUGAAUUCAUAAUUCCCUUCAAGGGACGAUCAAUAUUACGACAAUAUAUCAAAUCAGAGCCCCAUAAAUGGGGGAUAAAAGUGUUUGCUUUAUGUGACUCUUCCGGGUAUAUGUAUGAUUUUGAAAUAUACCAGGGAAAGUCAACAAACAUCAUAAAUUAUGUUUGGGGAUAUUUGGUAUCUGGAACGAUAAGAUCAAAUCGCUUAUCAGGGUGCACACUUAAAAAUGAUAAGGCUUUAAAAAAAGAAGGAAGAGGCGCCAUAGAUUACAAAAGCGAAAAGAAUGGUAUUAUUAUCUGCAAGUGGCAGGACAACAAAGCUGUUACUACUAUAUCUAAUUUUAUAGGUGUUUUACCUACAACCAAAGUUAAGCGAUGGUCUGUUUCGGAUAAAGUCUUAAUAAAUGUAGAAAUGCCCGCAAUAAUUAAGAACUAUAAUGAGGGAAUGGGUGGAGUAGAUCUUCACGAUAUGCUGGUGGAGUUAUAUCGGACAGAUAUUAAAUGGAAACGAUAUUAUAUGCGAAUGGUUUUCCAUUUAUUGGAUUCUUGUGUGAUAGCAAAAGGGUUGAUGCUUGCAGGAAAGGAUAAUACAAAGAAAACCGGCAGACCUUCCAGCAUAGAUGUUAAAAAAGAAAAGCUAUCAACAUUGCCUCCAUAUCGGAUAUAA
Gordionus sp. m RMFG-2023 is the source of this 1332-nucleotide messenger RNA. Its product is annotated as piggyBac transposable element-derived protein 3-like. Bases 1 to 1332 code for a protein of 443 amino acids. The record is from RefSeq and is a predicted model, not a curated record. NCBI's taxonomy places the organism in Eukaryota, Metazoa, Nematomorpha, Gordioida, Chordodea, Parachordodidae. The transcript is spliced from 3 exons.